GAGCCAUCUUAUUUAUUUGAUAUGAUAUAUACACAUAAAAAUGUUCCCACCCAGAUCUCCCUCCCAAAAUCUCCCAAAAAGAUAACACUAUUUCCUAUAUCCCCUCUUACAAAAUCAGAACAUUUUCUCCCUCUCGCCCAAACCCCUCCACUUCAAUUGAAUCUAAGCCGUUUCUCUUCUUGCGUAACUCUCUUAUUCCUUUCUUCAUCUACUACACAUUGAAACAAUCUCAGAUUUGAAUGAACGAAGGUGAGGUUCCAGUAUCCAUCUUUCCCCCGCACGCAAUCUCCUUUGGUGGAGCUGCUUCACUACUGGACGUAUUACUCAUGCUUGUGACAUCCGCAGCAAACUCAAUUUUUCAGGCUUAGAAAAAUGCUCAUCCUAUGCUGAAAUUUUAAUUUUGGACACGGGUUCCAAACCGAGAGCUCUUGCAACAGAAGUUUCUUCUUCCAUUUCUCGACAAGGGUACUUCAGGACUCAAAAUGAAACUGAAGAUAGUUUGGAGGAAAGUAUCUGAUUAUGUUCGAUAUGAUCUGAAGGAGAUUGCUUUUCCUUCAUCUUUACCGGACCCUCCUCACUUCAAAAAACGUAGGAAACUAACUUUGAAGGAGCGCUAUCUUGUGCUUAAGGAAGCAUCUAGGCUUUAUGCUGCAAGCUGGGUGAGGGACAUUGGUCCUGAACUUCGUCCCAAUGAUUACAAAAAGAAGCGUGAGAUUGAAGGCGAGUUGGGUGAAGAUAAUGGUAACGGAAAGGAGAAGGAACCCUCAACAUUAGAGGAUCUAGCUGUGGCUGCAAGAGGCGGAAUGGAGACACUACGACCUGCACUGCAACGAGUUUACAUGACGAGAGCCUCUGCAUACAAAGAUGCACUUAAAAGUUUCAUACAAGGAUAUCAAGAAGGUAUCCAACAAACCAUGGAGAAAGCUAAAGACUCAAAAUCUUCCGAAGACAUUGAUCCAUCCAAUUCCAAAGGACCAACUUGAGUUCUAGUGGACAAUUUGUGAGUUAUCUUUUGCAAUACCAACUGCAACAACUUGUUCGAUGUCCUCCCUUGUUUCUGUCGAGAGAAUCACAUUAGUGAGUAUCUCCAUUUCUAAUUCUUGUACAUAACUAGAAUGGCGGUCAUACAAGGAAUGAUAUUUACAUGAAAAAUACUCGGGUAUGCUACCAUUUUCUGGGCACUGCUUUAUUUUUCUGUAUUUCAUUGUACUGUUGUUUAAAGUUAGUUUGUCAA
Solanum dulcamara is the source of this 1234-nucleotide messenger RNA. RefSeq lists its product as uncharacterized. Bases 483 to 983 code for a protein of 166 amino acids. Lineage: Eukaryota; Viridiplantae; Streptophyta; Magnoliopsida; Solanales; Solanaceae. The record is from RefSeq and is a predicted model, not a curated record. The transcript has 7 exons.